CCUCUACUCAGCCUGAAGCCUCUACUCAGCCUGAAGCCUCUACUCAGCCUGAAGCCUCUACUCAGCCUCUCUUCAGCCUGAUGCCUCUCUUCAGCCUGAUGCCUCUCUUCAGCCUGAUGCCUCUACUCAGCCUGAUGCCUCUCUUCAGCCUGAAGCCUCUACUCAGCCUGAAGCCUCUACUCAGCCUGAUGCCUCUACUCAGCCUGAUGCCUCUACUCAGCCUGAUGCCUCUACUCAGCCUGAAGCCUCUACUCAGCCUGAUGCCUCUACUCAGCCUGAUGCCUGCUGAUCCAGCCUGACGAUCCUAUUAGGCCAGUUGACUCGAUGCCCGCUGUUUGAUCCGGUACCUGAUCCGGUGCCCGCUGUCGUGCCAAUUGACUCAGAGCCCGCUGUCGUACCUGGUGACUCGGUGCCCACUGCCUUGCCAGAUGACGCGGUGCCCGCUGGCGAGCCAAAUGACCUGAUGCCUGGUGAUCCAGUGCCCGCUGUCAUACCUGGUGACCCGAUGCCUGCUGUCGAGCCAGACAAUCC
Molecule: messenger RNA, 531 nt
Organism: Staurois parvus
Lineage: Eukaryota; Metazoa; Chordata; Amphibia; Anura; Ranidae
Source: the annotation of a GenBank genome assembly